Messenger RNA from Aspergillus pseudotamarii, 2043 nucleotides. Its product is annotated as POT family-domain-containing protein. The transcript is spliced from 5 exons. The coding region runs from base 83 to 1909 and encodes 608 amino acids. Gene Ontology annotation, molecular function: dipeptide transmembrane transporter activity. The record is from RefSeq and is a predicted model, not a curated record. Gene Ontology annotation, cellular component: membrane. NCBI's taxonomy places the organism in Eukaryota, Fungi, Ascomycota, Eurotiomycetes, Eurotiales, Aspergillaceae. Gene Ontology annotation, biological process: transmembrane transport.
CUGUCUUGCUUCUGUUCUUUGCUGCGUCUAUACGCUGUAUGCUGUAUGUUGUAUCUUGCUACGGUAGAGGCAGAUUUACAGAAUGGCUUCCCAGGGGCCAUAUGACGAGAAGGCCACCAUUCCCGCUAUAGAGGAAACGUCGCCUGCGGCUGGCGAGUACGAUGAGAACGAGCCCACCGAGGAAGAGCUGGCGACUCUGCGACGUGUGCCGGGCAAGCUCCCACUGGUAGCCUAUCUCAUCUGUGCGGUCGAGUUCUCCGAGCGAGCUUCGUAUUUGGGUGUUUCGGGCCUUAUCUCCAACUUCAUCAAUCGUCCCCUCCCCGUGGGUGGCAAUGGCUACGGUGCACCUCCGCGGGGUACGCAGCAGACCGCCGGCGCCUUGGGCAUGGGCACGGUCAAGGCAAACGCCGUCAACCAGUCGUUUAGCAUGUUGGCGUAUGCCCUUCCAAUGGUGUUCGGCUACCUGUCGGAUGCGCAUACGGGCCGCUUCAAGAUGAUCUUCUGGGGUGUCUUUGUUUUUGGUGUCGCUCAUGUCCUGAUGGUUGGGGCGACCGCACCAACUCUGCUGGCGAAUGGAGGUGCGAAAGCGCCCUUCUUCAUUUCCUUGUAUAUGUUGUCGGUCGGUGCCGCCAUGUUUAAGCCCAACGUCUCCCCCCUUUUGUUGGAUCAGAUGCCCACGACCAAGGCGAAGACGAAGCUGCUGCCGAACGGCGAGAAGGUUAUCGUCGACCCCGAGGUCACGACCGAGCGUGCCAUGCUCUGGUUCUAUUUGCUGAUCAAUAUUGGUGGCUUUAUGCAAGUCGCUACCUCCUAUGCUGAGAAGUACGUCGGGUGGUGGUUGGCUUUUAUCUUGCCGCUGUUUCUGUAUCUUCCGCUCCCAGUCCUCUUGCUCUGGCUACGGAAACGUCUCGUUCUACACCCUCCUGGCGGCAGUGACCUGCUCAAUGUCGUCCGAGUAUUGGGCAUCUGCCUCCGUCGUGGUGGUGUCUUUCGUAUUGGACGCCAUGGAUUCUGGGACGCGGCCAAGCCGUCAGUAAUCGCAGGAAAGGGCCAGAAUAUCAACACUGCUUGGAACGAUCAAUUUGUGGAGGAUGUCCGCCGCACAUUCCAGGCGACGGGGAUCUUUUGCUUUUUCCCUAUCCAGUAUAUCAAUGACAACGGAUUGGGUAACGCUGCAAGCUUUUUGUCGACCAUGCUGACGACGAACGGCGUGCCUAACGACGUCAUCAGUAACUUCAACGCGCUGAGUAUCAUCUGCUUUGCUCCCAUCCUCAACUACAUGCUGUACCCCUUGCUGCGUCGUCUCCAUAUUCGAUAUGGCCCUGUGGCGCGGAUCACCACCGGACUUGCCUUGUCUUCGAUUGGUGGCGUAGGCUACACUGUUCUUAACUACUACGCCUACAAGCUCGGACCCUGCGGCAAGUACGGAUCUUCUGACACGUGCGUGGAUGCCGACGGAGUUUCUUUGGUGGCUCCGAUCAGCAUUUGGUUUAUGGCCAUACCCUAUGCCCUUGGCGGUAUUUCUGAACUCUUUGUCAAUGUCCCAGCGUACGGUAUCGCCUACUCACGCGCCCCCAAGAACAUGCGUGGCUUGGUCUCGGCCAUCAACCUACUCAACACCGCCGUUGCGUAUGCGAUAGGGCUGGCCUGCUCCGCCGUUGUCAAGGAUCCAUAUCUCACCUGGGUAUUCGGCGGUCCUUCCAUUGUCGGUGGCGUUCUCACUGUAAUUUUCUACUUCAUGUUCCGCCACAUCGACCAGGAAGAAUACAUGCUGAGCGAGGAUGCCGAGCCCACUCUUGUGCUUGAAGGUACCGGAAACACAUUCACGGAGAAUUCCUAUAACAGAACGACCAACCCAACUCCUGCGAUUGCUGAGAAUGAAGAGUUUGGCAUCUCACCGAAACAGUAAUAACCAGGUAGCCCAAGUUCUGACUUGAUCCUAUGGAUGUUCUUCAGAGGGGCCGGGCUAGAAUAGUAUUCGAGACAAUUUCGAACGUUUUGAUACAUUGACAAUAAUGUUUCGGAUUAGGGUCAAUGAAUUUG